Messenger RNA from Aspergillus ruber CBS 135680, 767 nucleotides. RefSeq lists its product as uncharacterized. The record is from RefSeq and is a predicted model, not a curated record. The coding region runs from base 1 to 483 and encodes 160 amino acids. NCBI's taxonomy places the organism in Eukaryota, Fungi, Ascomycota, Eurotiomycetes, Eurotiales, Aspergillaceae. The transcript has a single exon.
AUGUCUUUCUGGGCGGGACCUCAGCUUGUCUCGAAAUGGCCAGAAAGUCUCAAGAUUGUUGAUGUGAUUGAGAACUGUAAUCCGAGCACCACUAGGGUGCUCGGAUUUAUUGCCUUAAGCUAUGUUUCUGGUGGCAACCAAGAAGUUGAACUACCACUGUCAGGCUGUCUUCUCAGAGCUUCUCAGCCCAAAACUAUCCAGGAUGCUCUCAUUGCAUGCGAUAAGUUUGGGUAUCGAUAUCUUUGGGUUCAUCAGCUUUACAUAAACCAGAAAUACGAGGAUGAAUUGCAAGACCAAAUACAAAUAAACCAAAUGGACCGCAUAUCCCAACAUGCUACAUGCACUCUGGUAGCAAUGGAUGACCAUGAUUCGAAUCACGGCCUUUCUGGUGUGACAGUACCACGUUCCUGGAAGCUUACAGUUAUCCAUAUUGGCGAGAUGGUCUUUUAUAAUCAGGAACCAAACCUCAGCUUGUGUAUGUAGUUUAGUCCAGGGUUUAGCCGGGAUGGAUAUUGCAAGAGAAUGUCUACUUUUCAAAACUUCUAUUUUUCACCCAGUUUGGCAUCUAUUACGUGGCUCAGGGUGCCGCUGGUUUUUUUUUUUUUUUUUUUUUUUUUUCUUUCUUUACAACCUUUUCUCUAGCGCAUACAGCUAGGACUCUACCAGAGAGAUUCGUAUGCUUGCAAUAGAGAUCCCAUAAAUGACCAACAACGAACGAUCAAGCCGGCCAAUAUGACCCGAGAUAUCAUUGAAUGAGCCCAGAGUCG